ACCUACCAGUCUUCCACUGCGAAAUUAUUUAAAACAAGAAGAGAGUUACAGAGGAAAACGAUUACCGAUCGUUUAGGUAAAAAGUGAUAUCUACUUUUUUAACCUCAUCAAUAAAAAGUUGACUAUAAAUAAACAACAUUACUAUUUCCUCUCAUAUCUCUCCCUUGCCAGACGGCGUUGCCUUACAAAAAUCUGACAAGAGAAACAGAGGGAGAGCUUUCAGACCAUAUCUUAUUUUACCAUUCUACCCUUCAUAACUGAUAACUGCAAACACGGUUUUGUCUUCUUCAUCCUUCUUUGUUUUACAUUUGUAAUUAGUAACAGAAAAAAAAACUCAGACGAAGAGAUAAAUGAUCGACACUGGAAGAUACCUUAUCGGCGCCGCCGGUGUUAGCGGCUUCGGCUCGAAAUCCACCGCCGAUGAGGUAACCGAGAACUGCGACCUUCGUUCCACAACAGCGAUAAUCACCGGUGCGACGUCGGGGAUCGGAGCGGAGACGUCGAGAGUGCUGGCGAAACGAGGAGCGAGGUUGAUAUUUCCGGCGAGGAACGUGAAAGCGGCGGAGGAAGCGAAAGGGAGGAUCGUCUCUGAGUUUCCGGAGACGGAGAUCAUCGUAAUGGAGCUUGAUCUCAGCUCCAUGUCUUCCGUACGGAGCUUCGUCGCCGGUUUCGAAUCUCUCCAUCUACCUCUCAACCUUCUCAUAAACAACGCAGGCAGAUUAGCACAUGAACAUGCAAUAUCUGAAGAUGGGAUCGAGGUGACCUUUGCCACCAAUUAUCUUGGCCAUUUUCUCUUGACCAACCUGUUACUGAAGAAGAUGAUCCAAGCGGCAGAAGAAACCGGAGUUCAAGGAAGGAUCGUUAAUGUCACGUCCGGUAUUCACGGUUGGUUUACCGGCGACUUGAUUGAAUAUCUCCGGCUGAUUUCCCAACCUAAGUGUCAAUUCGAUGCGACACGUGCGUAUGCUCUCUCGAAGCUUGCCAACGUUUUGCAUACCAAGGAGCUCUCUUCUAGACUCCAGAAAAUUGGAGCGAACGUGACGGUUAACUGCGUACACCCAGGGGUUGUAAAAACCCGGUUAACAAGAGACCGGGAGGGCUUAUUGACAGAUCUCGUCUUCUUCCUGACAUCCAAGCUUCUUAAGACCGUUCCUCAAGCAGCAGCAACGACGUGUUAUGUGGCAACGAAUCCAAGGUUGGUGAACGUAUCGGGAAAGUACUUUACGGACUGCAAUGAAACGACACCGUCUGGACUCGGAUCUAACUCCUCGGAAGCUACCAAGUUAUGGGCUGCUUCUGAGAUUCUGGUAACUCAACAUCCGAAGGCCGCUUUCGACCCAUUUAACUAAAGAAAAACUGAAGUAGAUAUCUUAUUUUAUAUCCCCGUAGGAAAAAGAUAUAAAUAUAAUUAGCUAAGAAAAAAUAUUAUGAAGUUCAGUUAAUCCUCCGAACUUAUACUGGUAUCAAUCUCUUAACCAUAUGUAGAUGAUAUAUAUACUAGUUUUCUAUUCUAUAGUACUAAUGCGAAACUGAUGUACUUUAUAUAGUAUUUGUUUAUAUUAAUCUAAAUGAUAUGAAAAUUAAUAUAUUGAACUUCUUUUUCAUAGUUCUUUCUUCUUUGAUUAAUUGAUCAUAUAUGAUGUAAAGCUCAACUUGGACUAUUAUACUAGCCUUAAUAUAUUAAAAGAUAAGUGGAAAAUCAUAUAGUGUCAAUCAUUAGUUUUCGAAAGUGCUCCGAAGUUAUGCUCAUAUUUUGAUUGACAUAAUUCUUGUGAUUAACACAUUUGGACUGAUCUGAUAGAUCUCUCUUUCAUUUUACUUAAAUAAUCUUUUUGACAUUGACUAUUUCGUAUGUCCAUGUGCCUGAGGUACCAAAAAAAGAGUUAUUAACACAAAUGAUCACUUUACCGGUUUUUAUUACAUCCAAAACACAUUAUCCUACCAAGACACUUUCCAAUAGUUGAAGACCCAAUUUUCCCUGGAAAACUAGAUAAGGGCAUUUAGGUAAAGUGAUAUUUGUUUUUGGUUAGGUUGGUUAGAGCAU
Messenger RNA from Brassica napus (rape), 2044 nucleotides. Its product is annotated as short-chain dehydrogenase TIC 32 B, chloroplastic-like. The record is from RefSeq and is a predicted model, not a curated record. The coding region runs from base 351 to 1349 and encodes 332 amino acids. Lineage: Eukaryota; Viridiplantae; Streptophyta; Magnoliopsida; Brassicales; Brassicaceae. The transcript has 8 exons.